Molecule: messenger RNA, 4593 nt
Organism: Psilocybe cubensis
Lineage: Eukaryota; Fungi; Basidiomycota; Agaricomycetes; Agaricales; Agrocybaceae
Exons: 23
Coding region: 1-4593 (1530 amino acids)
Biological process (GO): transmembrane transport
Cellular component (GO): membrane
Molecular function (GO): ABC-type transporter activity; ATP binding; ATP hydrolysis activity
Source: RefSeq, a predicted model, not a curated record
AUGGCUACCAAUUCGAACUCCAACAUUACUUCCACCAGCUCACCGGAGAUCAAACAAGAGUCGAUAUCCUUUACCAAACCUCUUAUCCAUCCUACACCGAGUCCAGCAGGAGAGAAGCAUGAACGAGAUUUCCAGUCCCUAUCAUUCCAGGCGCCACCUGCAGUCGAGAACAAGUCACGACCUGGUGUGCUGAGAAACCCACAUUCUCAUGUAUCUUUUGAUUACUUCGACCCUCAAGGAGUUCUCCAGCUUUCUCGGACGUUGAGCCAAACAAGCUCUUUCCGAGCUGCCUCUCGUACCUCUGAUGUCUCUCCGGAUGGACGGGUAGGAGAAAGAGAGAAGGCAGGAGCGUCAGAAGAAGGUAGAUUCGACUUCGAAAAGCAUACUUCUUACCAGAUACCUUCAUUACCCAGGCAAGACGAAUCUGACAUCAAAUCACGGACACUUGGCGUAUCGUUUGAUAAUCUUCGUGUUGUUGGAAUGGGAUCUUCUGCGAGCAUACAGCCAACGCUAGGAGGCCUUCUCAAUCCUGUCAAUAUCGUAAAGGGCAUACUAUCUGCUCGUCACCCAGCUUUACGUGACAUAAUCGCAGGAUUUCACGGUGUCGUGCGCCCAGGUGAAAUGCUCCUUGUUCUUGGUCGACCAGGUUCAGGAUGCAGUACAUUCCUGAAGGUCCUCGCCAAUCAGCGAAAGGAAUAUCAUUCCGUCGAGGGCGAAAUGCACUACGACUCACUUACGCCUCAGCAAGUAGCGAAGACAUAUCGAGGCGACGUCCAAUAUUGCCCCGAGGAUGAUUUGCAUUUUGCGACCCUCACUGUCGCGCAGACCAUUCAUUUCGCCGCCAGUACGCGCGCCCCUCAGUCGCGUAUUGCUAAUCAAACCAGGACCAAUUACAUUCAUGAAUUUAUGGAUGUGUUGUCAACCCUGUUUGGGCUCAAGCAUGUGCAGAACACGCAAGUGGGCGAUGCCUCCAUUCGUGGUAUCAGUGGGGGCGAGAAAAAGCGUGUUUCAAUAAGCGAGACUCUUGCCACGCGAAGCCUUAUCACUUCUUGGGACAACUCGACUCGUGGCCUUGAUUCCAGUACUGCUCUUGAAUUCGCUCGGGCCCUACGAAUAGCAACUGACCUUAGCAAGGAUUCCACUAUCGUUUCUAUAUACCAAGCAGGGGAAUCUCUCUUCGAGAUUUUUGACAAAGUUUGUUUAAUUUAUGAAGGAAAAAUGGUGUACUAUGGCCCAGCAAACUUGGCCCGACAGUACUUUAUCAACAUGGGCUACGUUCCAGCUGAUAGACAGACAACGCCGGAUUUUCUUGUCUCGGUGACCGACCCCCUUGGAAGAACCGCUGUUACCAAAGAUAAUGACACCAGGCCUUCCGAGUACAAAGGUCGGCCUGUGCCCCAGACAGCUGCAGACUUUGAAGAAUGUUACAGGAAUUCUGACAUUUGGAAUAUCAAUCGGAAGGAUAUCGAAGACUACAAGCGAGAUAAUGUUAGCAAGCAGGAGAAGGUCGACGCAUUCAAAGAAAGUGCCAAGGCCGAACAUGCGCAGCAUACUCGACAUAAAAGUCCUUACACUAUCUCAAUCCCGAUGCAAGCCAGGAUUGUCAUGGUCCGCCGCAUGCAAAUCAUGAAGGGAAAUUACACAGCACAGGCGUUGUCUACUACGUCUUUUGUACUACAAGCAGUAAUCGUCGGUACGACUUUCGUCAAAAUUCCAGAUGCUACGUCGGCCUACUUUUCACGAGGCGGUGUUCUUUUUUUCGCCGUCUUUAUCCCCGCCUUGUUUAGUAUGUCGGAGAUUCCUGCACUUUUUGCUCAGCGGCCUAUCAUCCUUCGACAUAAAAAGGCGGCGAUGUAUCACCCUAUGGUGGAAGCGCUGGCUAUGACCCUAGUGGACGUCCCUUUCACCCUGAUUACUAUAAUCAUAUACACAGUUAUCAUCUAUUUUGUCGUCAAACUUCAGCAAACCGCCUCCCAAUUUUUCAUAUUCUUUGUAUUCGUUAUGGUUGUGGCUCUCGCAAUGAAGGCAUUCUUUCGAGGAUUGGCAUCGGCUUUCCCCAAGGAGGCACCUGCACAAGCUGUAGCAGGCGUUCUUCUCUUAGCGUUGUCUCUCUAUACCGGCUAUCAGAUACCACGCCCCAGCAUGAUAGGGGCUCUACGUUGGAUUUCGUACAUCAAUCCCAUAUUCUACGCGUUUGAAGGGAUCAUUGUGAAUGAGUUCCACACUCUCGAUGGAAUUUGUUCCACCCUCGUCCCUUCUGGACCGGGUUACGAAGGAAUUUCUUUGAACAACCAAGUAUGUACGGUGGUUGGCUCUCAACCUGGUGAAGAAAGGGUUGACGGUGCACGCUAUUUGGACCUAUCAUUUGGGUAUUCCUAUAGACACCUUUGGAGAAAUUUUGGCAUCGUUAUCGCAUUUGGCAUCUUCUUCCUGCUCUGGUAUCUCUUCUUUUCCGAAUUUAACACGGGCCAUGGAGGGGAUAGCUCUGUUCUAUUGUUUAAAGGUGGCUCCAAUGCCCAGGUUCUGAAAGAAGCUCAAGCAGAAGUAGCUGGCGACGAAGAAAAGGGUCAGGCUGGUUCUACACCAGUUGGAUCAGAAACAUCUUCGGAAGACGCUGAAAAAUCCAAGGUUGCGAUGCACGAUCAGCCAAAAAUGAUCAACACAUUCUCGUGGCAACAUAUCAAUUACAGCGUUGUAGUUUCAGGAGAAAGUCGCCAAUUGUUGGAUGACGUAUCAGGGUAUGUGGCCCCCGGAAAACUGACCGCGCUGAUGGGAGAAUCUGGGGCUGGCAAGACUACGCUACUUAAUGUUCUCGCUGAACGUGAAGACGCUGGUAUCGUAACUGGCGAACGGCUUUUCAACGGACAGAGGCUUCCUAGCGACUUUCAAGCUCAAACCGGAUAUUGCCAACAAACUGACACACAUGUGCCCACGACUACUGUCAGAGAGGCCCUAAGGUUCUCUGCUCGGCUACGCCAACCAUUUUCGGUCCCAACGUCUGAAAAGGAUGCCUAUGCGGAAAAAUGUUUACAUAUGUGCGGCCUGGAGGCGUUUGCCGAUGCUAUGGUAGGCACGCUUGGUGUCGAACAGAAAAAACGAACAACUAUUGGCGUAGAAUUGGCUGCUAAGCCUCAACUUCUGCUUUUCCUUGACGAGCCCACAUCUGGAUUGGAUUCUCAAAGUGCAUGGGCCAUUAUGUCGUUCCUUCGAUCCUUGGCCGAUAACGGACAAGCCAUAUUGUGCACGUUACCGUCAGCCGAACUCUUCUCUGUUUUCGAUCGUCUGCUCCUUCUUCGAAAAGGAGGUCAGACUGUCUAUUUUGGCGAUGUCGGGAAAAAUUCACAAAACAUCAUCAAUUAUUUUGAGAAAGGAGGUGCAAGAAAAUGUGGUCCAGGAGAGAACCCAGCGGAGUAUAUGCUAGACGUGAUAGGAGCAGGAGCGACUGCCGUCAGCGAUAGAGACUGGCAUGAUGUCUGGUUGCAUUCUGCUGAAUCAGAAGUGGCAAAGAAAGAUAUUGAAAACAUACACGAAGAAGGACGCAAACAUCCACCAGUCGACGAAACACUAAAAACACAAUUUGCUUCGCCCUGGUUUUAUCAAACUCGGAUGCUCCUUUUGAGACAGCAUUUGGCAUAUUGGCGCGACCCGACGUAUCUUAUGUCGAAACUUAGCCUGAAUAUCAUUGGAGGGCUUUUCAUAGGCUUCACGUUUUUCAAAGCGAAAGACUCCAUACAAGGGAGUCAGAACAAACUCUUCGCAAUUUUUAUGGGAACAAUUCUUAGCGCUCCUCUAGGACAACAACUCCAUGUGCCUCAUAUCAAGAUGCGAAAUAUCUAUGAAAUCCGAGAGCGCGCAAGCAGGAUGUAUCACUGGUCGGCUUUAACAACCUCUCAAAUAGCUUUGGAACUCCCAUGGAAUAUUUUGGGCGCAACCUUGUUUUUCUUUUGCUGGUACUGGACUGUCGGCUUUGAAAGUUCCAGGGGCGGCUUCACGUAUCUGAUGUACGGAGUUUGUUUCCCCAUUUACUAUACCACUGCGGCUUUGGCCAUUGCGUCUAUGAGCCCAACUGCCGAAAUAGCUGGGCUCAUGUACUCGUUCAUGUUUGCUUUCAUCUUCACAUUCGACGGAGUCGUACAGCCAUUUGGUCAAUUGGGAUGGUGGAAAUGGAUGUACCAUGUCUCUCCAUAUACAUAUUUGAUUGAGGCGAUUUUAGGACAAGCGGUUGGAGGCCAACUGAUAAAUUGCUCUGAGAAGGAGUUUCUCACCCUCCAGCCCCCUUCGGGCCAGACCUGCGGCCAGUUCAUGGCCCAGUACUUAUCGAACCGAGGUGGAUACCUCACCAACUCGGAUGCUUCCUCUGGGUGCCAAUUUUGCCCAAGUAGAACGACGGACGAGUGGAUGGGUCCAACAUUCAACAUUUAUUACCGCCACCAUUGGCGAGACUUCGGUAUUUUCUGUGCUUACAUUAUAUUCAAUCUGUUCCUUGUUUACCUGUUAACCUAUUUGGUGCGGAUACGAACACAUAGACAUCUGGCAGCUGUCUCGAAAUAUGUCAAAAAGGCGGCAGACAAGACCAAGAAGACAAAGGAUUAA